This is a messenger RNA of Physella acuta, 1300 nucleotides long. RefSeq names its product serpin B4. The record is from RefSeq and is a predicted model, not a curated record. Lineage: Eukaryota; Metazoa; Mollusca; Gastropoda; Physidae. Gene Ontology annotation, molecular function: serine-type endopeptidase inhibitor activity.
GUCUAAUUUCAUGACAAAGGCUGAUCUGUCUGAUCAGAACUUGCUAUUUAUCUACACUGUAUUGAAAAUAAACUUCAGAUCAUCUCUAACCCAAGGAUCGACAUGGUCGGUUUUGUUUUGAUAAUUCUGGCUCUUGCUGGUAAGCUGGUCAAUGGUAACGAGAACCAGCAACAAAAUGAUCUCUCGGCUUUGACUUCAGAAUUCUUCCAGAGACUUUACCAGAAGGUGUCGCUCAACACAUCGAACAUUGUCUACUCUCCAUUCAGCAUCCACUCAGUUCUGACCCUGGCUUCGCUUGGAGCAAAAGGCAAAACUAAUAAGGAAAUAUCGAAGACACUGGGAAUCAAAUCUAAAGUUUACACUUUGUACAAGAGUUUAUUCAAUGAGUAUAAAUCAAUCGAACAAGCAAUCCUUAACACAUUCAACGCCAUAUUUGUCAAGCCUGAAAUAAAAAUCAUACCAAAAUUUACUAAAAAAGCUGAGACUAAUUUUUGCGCCUUAAUAAAGAAUCUUGACUUAUCCGCCCCUGAAGGACCCGAGAAAGCAAUCAACGACUAUAUUGCUGAAGCCACGAAAAACACCAUUGAAAGCCCUUUGCCACAAGGGACUAUCAGUCCAGACACUUCUAUGCUCUUAGUCAAUACAAUUUUCUUUAACGGAACCUGGGAGAAUAAAAUCCGAGAAGCAAAGAACCGCAAGUUCCUUGAACAUGGCAAGACAGCAAAAAUGAUUCCAAUGAUGGUAGAAACGAUGGACAUCCAAUACAAGUUCGACAAAACCAAUGAAGUUGAUGUGGCCGAACUACCAUUCGAGGGAAAAAGGUUUGCUUUGUACAUAGCCCUGCCCCGGAAGGUGGACGGUAUUGCUAGUCUUGAACAAUCUCUGUCAGUGCCAAAUCAAACAGAUCAACUUUUUACUGGACUCAGCGAGGAAACUGUUUUUGUCAAAAUUCCAAAGUUCACGACUGAAACGACACUUGACUUGAAACAACCUCUCAUUGAACUUGGCAUGGUCGAGGCAUUUGGUCCCGGAGCUGACUUUAGUAGCUUGACCUCAGGAGGGAACAUCUUCAUCAGUGAAGUGAUUCACAAGGCAAGAAUAGAGAUCUGUGAAACAGGGGUAACAGCAGCUGGAGCUACUGUUUUGAAAAUCGAUUUUCGAUCAAAGAGAAUUCCGGCAGAUGUGAAAUUCGAAGCGGAUCAUCCGUUCCUCUAUUUCCUCAAGGAUAAACAGUCCGGGAUAAUUUUGUUCCAAGGAAAAUUCUCCGGUUAGGUAGCUUGAAAUAAAACUUGAGAUGAAA